Molecule: messenger RNA, 882 nt
Organism: Cylindrotheca closterium
Lineage: Eukaryota; Bacillariophyta; Bacillariophyceae; Bacillariales; Bacillariaceae
Source: the annotation of a GenBank genome assembly
AUGACCGAUAAGAUAACCACGCUUCUCCUCGUAGACGUUCAAAAAGACUUUCAUCCCGGCGGCAGCUUGGCCAUUCCCGCUGCCAACGACGACGCCGACAAGAUUGCCAAACUGAUUGAAACCCACGGCUCCCAAAUUACCCGCAUUGUGGCCACCAUGGAUUCCCACUUGAAAUUGCACAUUGCACAUCCUGGGUUUUGGGUUUCUGGUGCGGAUGGAAAAACGCAACCAACGCCCUUCACCCUUAUUUCGUCGCAAGAAAUUGUGGAUGGCAAAUGGAAACCUCGGUCCACUCUCAAUUUGGACUUGGGAGACGAUCAAAUAGACGGCAGUGUGUUUCAUGGACUUGACAAAGUGGUGGACGCUGAUGGUAAAAUUGACUUGCUCAAGUAUUCCAUUGAAUAUACCAAGCGACUGGAAGAAAAGGGAAAAUUCCAAUUGUGCAUUUGGCCCGAACAUUGUUUGGUGGGCAAGGAGGGACAUUGCAUGGUAGAUCCCAUUAUGAAAGCCAUUGAUGAAUGGUCCAUGACGACUGGUGGUAGUGUCGAAUAUAUCUUGAAGGGCCAAAACUUGAUUACAGAGUCGUAUUCGGCAUUGGAGGCAGAGGUCCCAGUCACAAAAGGAACUUCCUUCAAUGAAUCCUUGCAAAAGCGUUUGGAAGAGUCUGAUCAUUUACUAGUAUGUGGACAGGCCAUGAGUCAUUGUGUGAAUUAUACGUUACGUUCGAUUGUGGAACGAUGGCCCAAGGAAAAGUAUGGAAAUAUUACCCUAUUGACGGAUUGUGCUUCGUCAGUACCAGGAUUUGAAGAAUCGGGAGAAAUAUUUCAAAAGGACAUGGCGGCAAUUGGUGUGAAUCUAAAGACAGCUGCAGAAGCAUUGUGA